AUGCCAAAACGAUCAGGUGGAAAUCGACGUGGAUCGCAUCGUGGACGUGGUCGUGGACGCGGAGGCCAUAAUAGAGGUGGAGGACGUGGUCGUGGUGGAGGCGGCCAUGGUCGUAAUCGUCACUUGAUCCCUUCCAGUUAUGGCUUCGUUUAUGAACCUGGCAAGCACAAUACCUUUAGCGACGACGAUUACGAAGACGACUUUCCAGUGUUUGCUCAGUUUGGUGCAGUGGACGAUCCCAAUGACGAUGGUUUCUCCAAGAGACGUAAACGUAAAGGUGCUACCAACACACAACGUGCACCUCUUUUGGGAGAUGAUGGAUUGGAAUUUCAACCUUCGAGAGGCAAUCGUGGAUAUGGCAGAUCUGUUGCAUUUACUCGUGCGACCACCUUUGUUCAACAAGAGGAUGACAACAAUGGAAUGAUGGAUAACGACGAAGAUCAUGUUGUCAGCACCACCACUACCACCACUAACACCAACGAUAAUAGCAAUGUCCCAUCGACCAGCAAUGACAGCAAUAUUAUUGUAUCAUCAUCGGGCGAAGAGGAGAAUAAUGUCGAAGCUACAGGAUCAUCAUUGGGAUUCUAUUUCGAUUCGACUCCUAGCAAAGUGGUCUUGAAUGAUGACGACGAUGAUGAUGAGAAUCUUUAUGACUAUAAUGAUUCGAUACCUUUCAACAAUAUCUCCACCACAUCCAACAGCAAGGUGUUUAUCAGAGAGACUCGCAAUGGUGUUACAGUGGAUACGCCAGUGGAUGGACCCGAUCGUAAUCACAACAACAACGGCAACAACAAACGCAACAAUCGAAAGCAAAAGCGACAAAAGAAAAAGAUCAUUCCUGGCGAUGACAUUUACAUUGGAUCCGAUUCUGAUAGCAGUGACAAUGGCGAAUACGAACAUCUCUUUACUUCCAAGCAGGAUGAUGAUAUUGCCGCCAUGCGUGAUUACAUUGAAAAUAUUCAGUUGGAUGAGGACGAUGAAGCUGCCAUGCGUGCAUUUGCCAAUGGUGACGUGAAUAGCAACUAUGACAACUUGCCAUACGACGAUGAAUCGGAUGAUCAAGAUAGCAUUCGUAAUGGAGGAUUCCACUAUAUCAGCUCUGAUGAAUCACUUGAGGAGAUUGACGAGGAUGCUUUCAACCGCACUGCUCCACAUCACCGUAUGAUGGACACUGACGAUGACGAUUUCUUGGAAGAGAUUGAUGAAGAAACUUUCAGAACCUCGCUCUUGAAUGCUAUGGAUGAUGUGCCACCAAGCCUUCAUGCAGGAAUGAGGAAUCGGAUUCAUUAUAAUGAGAAGCGUGCGAAGAAGAUCUCAAAGAAGGAAAAGCGAUUGGAAAAGCAAAACCAAAAGGGCAAAAAGAAGGAUCAGCAGCAGACGAUCUCUAUUGACAUGCGCAAAAUUGACCAGCGGAUACAACAAUUUAUCAAGGAUGAGUCGUUAUCAAGUUAUCAAUUUGCACCCAUGUCCAAGAUGUGUCGUCGACAAAUCCAUCUUCUUGCAUCGGCAUACAAUAUUAAGACAGAAAGCUAUGGUACAGGAGCACAACGAAUGCCCCUUUUGCAAAAGACCACCAAUACACAAUUACUUGAUGAUCGGCGAUCGAUUGAACGCUUCCUGCAAGAGGCACAGGCAACGAUUGAUGCACGUUCAUCUAUAUUACGGAAGAAUCGACAAAUGGAUCCUGAACCAGUUGGCAAAGGCAAAAAGAAGGGCGGCAAGAAAGGAAAGCAAAAGGGCAAAAAAGAGAGGCAACAAGAUCCCGAUCGACCAAGUUCAAAGCCUGCACACAAUUCGGUUGUUGGCGCUGGAGCGGAUCCUAUUAACGAAAGCAACAUUGGUCAUCGGAUGCUGGCUGCUAUGGGUUGGAAGCAUGGUGAUUCGCUUGGUACAAACAAUGAAGGCAUUGCAGCCCCGAUCGAAGUGGUCAUCCGCAAAAAGCGUGUGGGCCUCGGAUCCUAA
Molecule: messenger RNA, 1962 nt
Organism: Lichtheimia ornata
Lineage: Eukaryota; Fungi; Mucoromycota; Mucoromycetes; Mucorales; Lichtheimiaceae
Exons: 7
Coding region: 1-1962 (653 amino acids)
Molecular function (GO): nucleic acid binding
Source: RefSeq, a predicted model, not a curated record